ACAGACACACACACACUUUUGGGAAUCUGAAUACAUAUUUUAGAUGAGCAAAAAAUAAAAACAAGCAACAAAAACAAAAAACACCAGACGCCAAGAUGAGUAUGACGGAGAUGUUGCGUGGCAAGAAGAAGCCGGAGGAGAAGGUGAAUGCCAUAAAGAUGGCACUACAUGAUUUCUCUAGUGUGCGGCUCAUACAAAUUGGAUGUGUAAUAGAUGUGGUGGCCGAGUCGAUAGAACGCGUUAAGAUCUCAAUGAUAUUGCCGAAACUCUUGGACAAUCCCACUUUUAUGGCCAAGGUCCUCAGGGGCACCCAAUACGAGAAGGCCGUCGAUCUCGUGGAGUCAUUUGUGCGGCGCCGCGAAUUCAUACUGAAGGAAAAGCGUCCUCCCCUGAUGGACCAUGGUAUAAUUAAGAUCAUCGACUACUUCCAGCGGAACCAUCAGAUGUACAAGAUGUUCCCCACGUUCUACAACAAUAUGAGGGAGGACGAGAAGAAGCUUCUGGUGGCCUUCGAGAUGCUCUUCGAUUUGGCCAAAGAGCGUUUGUAUCGCACUUCGGCGGAUGUCAUUGCCCAGGAGCGGAAGCUGCAUGCCAUGUAUCUGGAGAACGAGGGCAUUAAAGCGAAUGUUGAUCUCCUGAAGAAGAAAAUCCACUCGCAGAAGAUGACACUCAAGUGGAAGAUGGCCGCCAAGGAGGCCUAUCUCAAGAAGUAUGAGGAUAUGUUGGCCAAGAAAAAGCGAGAGAAAAAUGAACGGAUACAAAAUGAGAUGGACAAGAGCACUCGGAUCGUGAAGAAGAAUCAAAAGGAAAGUCUGGAAAAGCAGGCGGUACUCGAGGCAGAGCUGGAGAAGGAUCGCCACAUCUAUGAGCAGACAACAAAACAGAAUCUCCAUCAGGAGAUGGAGGAACGCGAGGAAAAAAACAAACUUCUCCUGCAGCUGCAAGGCCUCAUUAAGAAGUACGAUCACAGUAUUCGCGACAAAAUGGUUGAGAACUUGGAGCUUACCAAUCAAUACGCAAAAGCUAAAAAGGAGUUGGAUGCCUUCUUGGUCGGGCACCGGCAGAUCGAGCGCGUCUACAAGGAAGUGGUGGUGAAGCGCGAGGAUCAGGAGCGUCGCGCUCGACAGAACCGCAUCUUGAACUUUACGAUGAAUCGGGCGGCUUCUAAGAUACAAGUGUACUGGAAGAAGUGGAAGAAGGCCCAACAUAAGAAGGAAAAACGCCUCAAGCAAGCCAAGAAAAAAUAAGUCGCAAAAUAAUUCGCUUCUGAACUUAUUGCAAAAUUUGAAAAGUUUAUAACUGAAAUACAUGAGAUUGUUGGCAAUCCUUGAAAUAA
Drosophila guanche is the source of this 1336-nucleotide messenger RNA. Its product is annotated as dynein regulatory complex protein 9. Lineage: Eukaryota; Metazoa; Arthropoda; Insecta; Diptera; Drosophilidae. The transcript is spliced from 4 exons. Bases 96 to 1247 code for a protein of 383 amino acids. The record is from RefSeq and is a predicted model, not a curated record.